UAGUUCAUUUUCCAGGAGAUGCCGGGGUUAGCUGAAGGCAGCAGACUUUCAUUGGGUAACAGUGCUGUCAUGCAGCUCUGCUAACUUUAACCCUGCAGUGGUUUAGACUUUAAAACGGGACUAAACCAACCCAAGCUCAUCACUAACUGGUGUGUCCAACUCAGCUGCUGAUCCAACAGCAUGCAGCGUGGCUCCUCUUUGUCAGAAAAGUUGAUUCAUCGUCCUAUUAUUAGCUCAGGCGCUCGCGCGCUGCUUAUUGGGGAGAUUUGUGCUCGCGCGCAGACUGUGGGAUCUGAUAGGCUGCUGCAGAAAGAGUCGCAGCAAUGAGGCCGACAAAAAGGUCACAGCAGGAUCUGCAGGAGUUGGACGAUCUGGUGCGAAAACAGGCAAAGAUUGAUGAAACCGGCUGGACGGGGGUGAACGAGCGCACCUUCAUCGCAGUGAAGCCUGACGGUGUGCAGCGGAAACUGGUGGGAGAAAUAGUGCGUCGUUUUGAGAAGAGAGGCUUCAAACUUGUGGCACUUAAACUUGUAAAGGCAUCUGAGGAACUUCUCAGCGAACACUACUGGGAGCUGAGGAAAAAGCCUUUCUACAGCAGACUGAUAAGCUACAUGAGCUCUGGACCAGUUGUUGCAAUGGUGUGGCAGGGUUUAGAUGUUGUGAAGACGGCUCGCAAGAUGCUGGGAGAGACCAACCCUGCAGAGUCACUGCCAGGAACCAUUCGCGGAGAUUUUUGCGUGGAAGUGGGCAAGAACGUGAUCCACGGCAGCGACUCGGUGGAGAGCGCCCAGAGAGAGAUUUCUCUAUGGUUCCGUCAAGGUGAGCUCCACCGUUGGGAGAGCAGCUCCAAGAACUGGAUCUACUGACAGUUUCCAGAGAAACUAAUAAGAAAGGACCCAAAAUGGUGUUACAAUGUUAUCUUUUUUUUUGUUUGUUUAGCUUUAGCCAUUUGUAGCUUCAUAGCACAGAAAAGUAAUCUCUGCCUUGUUGUUUCAUCUCUUUGGUUUACAUUUUUUGUUCAAAGUAAGGUGAGAAUCUUUGCAGAAAUGUUAGGAGCAGUAAUGGAUGUUUUUCGUUUCAAACUAUAAAAUGUACUUAAUGCAAAGAGAAAAUGUGGAAUCAGGAGGAUAAUGGGUUUAAAAUUGACUCAUUACAUGUUUUAUUUAAUAAUGAGUUGCUAUUAACCAUUUAAAAUUGCAGAGGCAAAAUUACUUGAUGUAUAUGGUGAAAAUUACACUAAAUCAACCCAAAAGGAGAUUAUUGAUGUUUGAAAAUUGCUAUUUUCUUUCAUUGAAUGCUUUCCAGUAAGUUAAAGUCCUCUAUGGAUGUAAAAUAAUAAUGUGGAAAUACUUGAAUGUAAAGUUUUCAGCUUUUGAACAGCAUUAAACUCUUUACUAUUGUUGCUUUUCUAUUUUAAUACCAGGCUCACUGAAUGCAAUAAAUAUAGCACAUUUGUAUAAUAAACUCAUAAAAAACUGUCUAAAGAUGA
Cyprinodon tularosa is the source of this 1489-nucleotide messenger RNA. It is a transcript of the gene nme3, whose product is annotated as NME/NM23 nucleoside diphosphate kinase 3. Gene Ontology annotation, biological process: CTP biosynthetic process; UTP biosynthetic process; GTP biosynthetic process. The record is from RefSeq and is a predicted model, not a curated record. Bases 324 to 866 code for a protein of 180 amino acids. NCBI's taxonomy places the organism in Eukaryota, Metazoa, Chordata, Actinopteri, Cyprinodontiformes, Cyprinodontidae. Gene Ontology annotation, molecular function: nucleoside diphosphate kinase activity. The transcript is spliced from 5 exons.